AUGCCUCCCAAAAGUCGAAAAGUGAGGGCUUCGGCUGCGCCGGCAACCACGGCCUCUGACGGCCCUGCAGACGGUCAUCCGCCUUCGUCCAAGCAGCAGCAAGACGUGUUUCACUUUGUCAGCGUCAAUCCCACGUCGGAGGUGCAAAAGUCGCACAACCGAACCGUCAUCCGCUCGCAUGCGAGCAAGUACAUCUGGCGUCAACAUCGAGCUGGGCGGUCGGAAAAAGGCGGCUCCAGAAAGCCAUCCGCCAGGGACUCUGAACCUGCUCUCUCUGCUCCCGCCAUCCCGAAGCCAUCCACCCAUGAACCAUCUUGGUCCUUGCCGCCCCCUCCUACAGGCCCGGCGGAGCUGGAGUCAGGCUCGUCGUCAAGCUCGCUUGCGAGGGAAUCAGAAGAGCCUCCCACCAAGGUUGAAGAUUUCAAUGAAGUUAAACCCUCUCCCUAUACAGCCGACGCAUCGCUAUCGCCCGUUCUAUAUCGACAGGAACGUCACCCGGGGAACAUUCUUUCGGCCAAUAUGGCGCUUGGAAACAGUUAUGAUCUCGUCGAUGGACCGUUCAACCAGCUGACAAGUUGGCUGGCGGACCCGGGCCACAUAUAUCCGUCGAUGCUGGGCGAGUCGGCAAUUACUGUUUCGGAGCUUUGGCCAGGCCUUGUGCUCGGCGCCUCAAAUCAAAAAUGGGAUCGGGAGGAUGCAGCUGAGAAUUGGCUACCACGGGCCAUGAAGAACCCGCCUCUGUUUACAGCGUUUUUAUAUGGCGCAGCAGGACACAUGCAGACACGAAAGCGGCUCGAGGGCGCACAUUUCAGCCCGCAGACGAAGGAGGAGAAACUCGAGCAGAUUGUGUGCGAGACCGAAACGAUCAAGCAGCUGAAUCAGAUGAUGCAGAAGCCGUCGCAGGCUUGCUCGGACGAAGUCAUUCUGGCGGUGCUGUGUAUGGCAUUCAACCGGAUCGACUACUCCGGGUGGACCGUGUCCGACCCAUGGCCCAAGGCACCGCUCCGAAAUCUUCAAUGGCUCGACGUGUACGGGGGGCUCUCGCUCAACGACCACCACAUUAAAGGGCUUCUUGCGCUGAUUGAGAUGCGAGGGGGGUUGUCGCAGAUGAAGAUGCCGGGUUUGGCGGAAACGUUAUCCACGUCCGGAGUGAUGCUCUCCACGAAAUACCUCGUCAAGCCACGGCUGCCGUUUGUGCCCAUAUUCGAGGAGACGGCAGAGGGUCGAACGCCCCAUUGGCCGACGCUGCUGAACCCGGCCAUGAUAGAGGGCCAGCCGGACCCGAUCGCCACGGCCGGGUUGCCCGCGGACAUCAGCGAGAUCCUUCAAUGCAUGCGAGACUACAACAACGUGAUCAAUGUCUACUCGCAGGGCCUCCUCCCCGAGCUGGAACUGGCGGUCAUCGCCGACCGGCGCAACUGGAUCCAAUACAAUCUGGUCUCAUUGCGGUCGGUGUACGAAUACCACGAAGCAUUCUUCGACGCGCACAAGACCUACGAGAUGUGCCGGCUGGCGGCCAUGAUCUACAGCAUGCUGGUGAUCUUCCCGCUCCCAGCGGCGAACCGGCCGUUCAAGCGGAUUGCGUCGAUGGCGCGGAUGGCGCUGAUGGAGACGGAGACGGAACCCGACCCGUUUGCCAGCUGGCGCCCGGGGCGCGAGAUGCUCCUGUGGGCGCUGGUGCUGGCGGGAAUGGCGGCCAAGGGCACCCCGGACCGGGAGUGGUUUGUGGGCAAGCUGGCGGCAGCGCUGGCGACGGCGGGGCCGGGCACGUGGGAGGAGGUGAAGGAGGCGCUGGGGCAAGUGAUGUGGAUGGACAGCGUGUGCGACAUGGGCGGGCAGGCACUGUGGAUGGACGCGAUGCUGGCGGGCGGUGCGGGAACUGGAUCCACGGCCGGAUCCAUCUGA
Uncinocarpus reesii 1704 is the source of this 1905-nucleotide messenger RNA. RefSeq lists its product as uncharacterized. The transcript has 3 exons. The record is from RefSeq and is a predicted model, not a curated record. Bases 1 to 1905 code for a protein of 634 amino acids. Lineage: Eukaryota; Fungi; Ascomycota; Eurotiomycetes; Onygenales; Onygenaceae.